This is a messenger RNA of Larimichthys crocea (large yellow croaker), 4035 nucleotides long. RefSeq names its product neurotrophin 3 (gene ntf3). Gene Ontology annotation, molecular function: growth factor activity; nerve growth factor receptor binding. The transcript is spliced from 2 exons. Gene Ontology annotation, cellular component: axon; synaptic vesicle; dendrite. NCBI's taxonomy places the organism in Eukaryota, Metazoa, Chordata, Actinopteri, Sciaenidae. The record is from RefSeq and is a predicted model, not a curated record. Gene Ontology annotation, biological process: neuron projection morphogenesis; cell surface receptor protein tyrosine kinase signaling pathway; nerve growth factor signaling pathway. Bases 314 to 1216 code for a protein of 300 amino acids.
UGUCAGCAGCCUUGCUCCGCUGACAGACAGUGGCAGCAUGCAUGCAGGUCUUUGCAGCAACAUGCGCCAAGAGCCAUCUGUCCUGUAACAGAAAGAGCGGCGUAGAUUAUGUUGUCGAGAGAGAGAGAGAGAGAGAGAGAGAGAGAGAGAGAGAGAGAGCGCAUUACGCACGCCCUGAUCCUCUCCACGCAGAACCAGUGUGGCGCACAGACCGGCGGCAGCCCUCAGAAAGUGGGAAGUUUUCGCCAAAGGAUUCUAUCUAAAAAUUAAUCACCUUCAUGUCGACUCUGUUGGAUACUAACCUGCCGAUGCUAUGGUUACCUUUAUUACGAUCUUGCAGGUGAAUCUAGUGAUGUCCAUCCUGCUGUAUGUGAUGGUCCUUGUGUACCUCUAUGGUAUCCAGGCAACCAACAUGGACAGCAGUCACCAGGGGCAACAGCAGCAGCAGCAGCCAAGUCCCGACCCCUUAAAUUCCCUUAUCAUCGAGCUGCUUCAGGCUGACCUGACAAGGGGGAAGACCAGAGUGAACCAGAGCCAACAGGGGAAAAGCCGGGACACUGAGCCCAGGGACACGCUGCCUCCUCUCCUCAGUGCAAACCUUCCUUUAGAAGAGCAGGGCGAUGCGGAGCAGUGGGGGAUGGGAGGCCGCAGCGGUGGGAGCAGUGACAGCGGGGUCGACCAACAGGUGAUGCUGUUGAACACGGACCUUCUCAGGCAGCACAAGCGGUACAACUCACCUCGGGUGCUGCUGAGCGACCGGCUACCGCUACAGCCGCCGCCGCUUUACCUCGCUGACGACUUUGUGAGCGGUGGAUUGGACGGCGGGGCAGCGGGAAACAAGACACGAAAGAAGCGUUACGCUGAGCACAAGAGCUAUCGUGGGGAAUACUCUGUGUGCGACAGCGAGAGCCAGUGGGUGACGGAUAAAACCCAAGCAGUGGACACCAGGGGGGACCCUGUUGUUGUUCUGGCCAAAAUUAAAACUAGUGCCACGCAGGACAUCAAACAGUACUUUUAUGAGACGCGCUGUCGGACCCCCAGGCCGUUUAAAAGUGGCUGCAGGGGCAUUGACGACAAGAACUGGAACUCGCAGUGCAAGACGACGCAGACGUACGUUCGAGCGCUGACGCAGGUUCGCAAUACAGUGGGCUGGAGGUGGAUACGCAUAGACACCUCCUGCGUCUGCGCACUGUCGAGGAAACGUCACAGGACGUAAAGAAAACAAUACAAGCCCUGCUGGGGACUACCUGUUUGGAAUUCUACUUCAUGUAUAGGAUUUUAUUUCCUGUUCAAAGUGCUCCCUGCCACAGGAUUAUGUGUCAUGUUGGUGAACAGCAACAUUCUGCUAUAAAGUGAUACUUCUACAGAAGAAAUCUUGGGUCCAUUUAAAUGAUAUUUCACAUUAAUGUGCUGCUGGUCCACAAGCCGGUGCAGUGCCGCUGUUAUGGAAGAACUCAUUUUAGAGGGGUCGGGGAGGGAGGGAGCGAGUGUGUGAGAGGGAACUGUAUAUAUAAAUUAUUUAAAUUAUAUGAAAUGCAUGUAGUUUAUACAUGUUUAUCUAUCUAUAUAUGACGUAUAAAUAUAUUUGUGUUAUUUAUUGAAAGAAGUCUUCUUCAAAAGGAAAAAACAUGUCUACAAAAAAGGAAUGAAACAAGCUAUGAACUCAUUUUGAGACAAUAAUACAGAGCUGGGCUGCAAAGGUGCUUCACAGUAAGAUUUUACAUGUGCCUUGACCAGUGUGGCUGCAGAGCAGAGACGUAGGACAUACAGUGACAGACAGCAGUUGCCGCAAAUGUUUUGAGGAAACAGUUACAGGGACCUGUCCUGUCCGGUGCAGCAAUAUGGGGCCCUAAUUCUUAGCAUUACUCCCUAAUGAGACAAAUAAAACAGUAUAUCAGAGAGUUAAAUGACCAAAACAAAUUUCAGAUUUGUGACCAAACAUAUAGUACUAUAUUUACACAUUCACAAUUCACUGUACUGUUAUGUUGUACUACUCAGACAAAAUAAAAAUUCCUCUUUUGGAAUCUGCUGGCAGUGACUGACAGAGAUUUAAGACCAACGGUUUGGUUUUCCUCUGACCAUUUUCACUCUGUUCAACACAUUUUACUCUCAACUGUUAUCAUGAGCUGUUUUUUGUUUCUUCCAAUUAAUAAAGCUAUAUUUCUUAAAUCUGGAAACAUUUAAUUAACGAACACCCAUUUCAAAUAGAAAAAAAAGACUUUACAUUGGUAAUAGCAUAUUAUAUUGCUUUAAGAAAUAAUACUAUUCUCCAAAAUAUAAUUUUAACAUUUCUAGCAUGCACUGUUGGCAAAGAUGGACUACAUGGAGUAAAAGCUGAUUUUUUCAAGGCUAUUAGCUAAACAUGAGUUGUUGUACACCAGCAGCCAUUGCAAGUCCCUCACUCUGCUGUUGUGUGUGAAACUUCAAUCUCUCACAUAUGACUUUGAGAAAAGGCUUUGUUACUGGCUUUAUGAGAAUGGAAUUUUAUUUUAGUGAAGUGAGUCUAAAAAAAUAGACCCUGAGAAAUGCAACGAUAACAACUGUUUGGGUCUUGAAAACUAGAGUGACCGGCUGUUUCAGGAUCACAUUUUUUAAGAACUUCAAUGUGAACAAAGGGUCUUGGGGCUAAGUGAUAUAUUUAUGGUAUUUAUAAAUCAUCACAAGCUUCGUCCUUUAAAUGCUUUAAAUGUCUUGUGUUCAGGGAGUCCACAGUUCAGCCAGUGAGAGGAACAGUGAUAGUCGAUGAGAGGCCUGGUCAAUAGUCAUUUAUUCUGCUAUCUGAUCAGAUGUUUUACACUUCAGUUAUCUCGCCAGUUACAGCACAGAGCGAGAACAAAGAUAUCAGAUGGAGCUAAAUCUUUAUCAAAUGGGGUCAGCAGUCAAAGGACACGGAGUUGAUAAUGUAAAAGAAUAUUAAUUAUCUGCAGAACUAAUGCAGAACGGAUGCAGGAAACAUCUAGAGGGACUUUUACAAUGGCUUCCUCUGUGUGCAGCACUAAUGCAGGAUAAAUGCAGGAUGAACUGAAAGUUCAGUGAUGGUUAUCGCCAUGGCACUCUAAUUAUCUGAUAUUAGCUGCAGUAUUUAGAGUUUGGAAAAUUCAAAAGGCUGAACCGAGGUCAAAUUCAAGAGCAAACUAGUCAUAAAGUCCUUAAUCUGUGAAUUUAUAGAAAUGGGUCCCAAUCAAGCCUGAAACAUGGAAAAAAGAAGAUAUCCCGUAUCAAAAAAGGAGGUUUCAGAAACACCAUAAGCGAAGAAAAAUAAACUGUAAAAGGACAAUUAAUAUGACAUUUUGCAAAGCUGAGAAACAAAUCUAAUUUCAUGAUUUCUAACCUGUAGCCUCCAUAAAAAGUCAUCAUAUCCGUAACAAAAUGGUACAACCAUCUGAGAGCAUAGCAGAGAAAAAAAAGGAAAGAAAGUAAAAGAUCAAAAAGAGCAAAUCCCCAAAUGUGCAGUGAGACAGAAAGAGACCAGAGGCAAAGAGAUAUGAGAGAUAUGAAUCACUCAUUAUCAAAUGCCUUUAAAGGUCACUGCAGGGCACUGUGUGUGUUAAGAGUAAAGCUGUGUUGUGUAUUAUGGUAUGUGAUGAGACAAGAAGACUUAGCCAAUCAGAAGAUACGUGAUAAAUAAGAGAUGACUGUUAGCAUGACAGCAAUGCACGCCCCAGGUUACUAAGAGGUAUGAGACAUCAAAGUCAAAGCAAUAAGUAAGAGUUUUAAUGGCAGAUUCCACUGUGUUGAUUGGAAAUGGACUAAUUUUCAGGAAUAAAGUUUUUUUUUUUUUUAAUGAAUGUACAGUGUUUGUGGAAUAACACCCUCAAAGGAUCAGGGGACUGCCACUGGAUCAAGGAGAGCAUACUGCACACAUGUCUUUUGUCAAACUACUGUUAUGUGAGGAUUGGCUUGGCAUGCAUCUGAUUUUUGUCAACAAAUCUUGGGGUUUUAAAGGAAAAAUCCACCUUUAAACAUAUUGAAACUUUGUUAGAGAGAAAAGAGAGUGAUGUGGUGAUUAGUAAUGAACCAUUUGUGCACUUCAGA